AUGAAACGGAGGGGUGAUUAUGUGUGCAAUUCCUGCAACCAUUCAUUUAGCAGGAAAAGCAAUCUUGAAACUCAUAUACUAAAUGGGAACUGCCAAUCUAAUGCAUGUAAUAUAUGUGACAGGACAUUUGCUAACUCGGCAUCAUUACAAGCACAUAUGUCGAGAGGACACAACAAAUUGGGUAAACCACAGCCCGAGUGCGAUUUGUGCGGACGGAUAUUCACAAGAAAACACAAUCUCGUAUCCCAUAUGAUAGUAGUACACUUGCAGGCCGGCAAACAGAACAUAACUUGUAAUCUGUGCGAUCGUAAAUUUAAUAUCGAGAGAAAUUUGAAACGGCACAUGAAGCAUAAGCAUACAUUCGUAGAUUAUCCGACCUGUGAUUUAUGUAAGAAGAACUUCAAAGACAAGGAAUUACUUGCAGAGCAUAUAGAAUCAGUGCAUUUGACAAAUUUUUCAGUUCCAACUGAGAAUUAUAUGGAAAAUAAAAGCGAUAAAUUGUUAAAAAAUUGGUCAGAAAUACAUAAGGAUAAGUCCGUUUUUAAAUGCAAUAUAUGUUCGAAAAUGUACUUAUCAAGUCAAAGUUUGAAACGACAUACAAGGACUUCACACGGAGAUAAGAAUUACUGUAAGUAUUGUUGCAAAUUCAUCAAAGAAGAUUUCGACAAACAUUUUAAUUAUUGUAACAAAAACAAUGAGGAAAAAUACAUAUUUAAAUGUGAGGUUUGCAAUGCUAUAUUUGAUCAUGAGAAUUCACUGAGAAGUCAUAUAAAAGAAGAACAUAGUUUUCAACAGUUUUACGACCACUGCAAGAAAUCUCUACUAAACAUAACACCUUGGAAAUUACCUAAAAAAGAUAAUAUUUGGCAUAGCUGUGAAUUUUGUUCUAACACAUUUUCAUCGGUAUACGAUUUGAAAGAUCACAUGAAAUCUCAUCACGACGUCGAAUACAACUUAUCAACUUGCAAUGUAUGUUUUAAUAAGUUUUACAGUAAAGAAACUAUGUUAGCACACAAAAAGAACUGUUUCCCGCCAAAAAACGCGAACGCCUGCUGUCAUUGUGAUAAAUUAUUCACUGAUAUAUCGAGUUUAAAUUUUCACGUAAGAAUAUUUCAUCCGCAAGUUAAAAUUGCUGAUUCAAAAAUAACAAAUAACCGUGAGGAUCUUGGUUCUUUUAAAUGUGAUCAUUGCGACAGGAUAUAUUACAGCGAUAGAUCCUUGAAACACCACGUGAAGUUAAAACAUAGCAGCGACGAAGCCGCCGAAUGUCAAUACUGUGGAAAAAUAUGCAAUAACAAAUAUUAUCUGGCAUCCCAUAUCAAAAUAGUUCAUAAUAACGACUACUGGGCGAAAUGCGAUUUCUGUGAUAAACAAUUCAAAUCGAAAAGAAACAUUCGUCGGCAUAUUGAAUACACACAUUUAGGCAUGCAGAGGUAUAAGUGUAUUGAAUGUGAAACACUAUUUAAAGAGAAAAGGAGUUUGAGAAAGCAUGUUAGGAUUAAACAUCCAGAUUCAACUGCGUUCCCACAGUGCCAUAUAUGUAAAAAACGGUUCGAAUCAGCUAAAUCUUGUAAAAUACAUCUAAAAUUACUCCAUUCCUUCAAUAUGAAUACCCAUCCUUGUGAUUUAUGUUCAGUAUCUUUUGAUUCUCUCGAAGCUUUAAAUAUUCAUCUAUCAACGAAACAUCUCGCUAAAGAUGAAAUAUACAAAUGCGAGGAAUGCAAUUUAGUUUUUAAAGGGCAAAUAACAUUCGAUUGUCACAACGAUAAUUACCACGGGUGCGAUAGUAAGGAGAAGAAUCUACCGCGUUGUAUAAUAUGCGCGAAAGAUUUCAGAACUCGUAAAACUUUAAAGCGUCACAUAAAGAGAUUCCAUGAAGAGUUUAACGUAGAGGAAUUAGCUACAUACGGUACAAAGAAACGUAUUUUUAACGUAAAUUGCAGUGAGUGUAUUAAAAAUUUCAAUAAUGAUUUUUAUUUCAUGGUGUACUCCAAAAUGAAGGAUAUGAGUGAUUCGUUCAUCUUCAAAUGUGAAUUGUGUUCUUAUUCGUACAAUUGUCUUGAAUACGCUAUACAGAGAUACAAACAGAGCGUGGACGUAAAAGGAAAGUUGUAUUUGAGUGAGUUGUGUACGACGGAAAUGAGUGAAAAUGAUUCGGAUACCGAAAAACUUGUCUCUGAAAGCAAUGUUGAUAUAAAAAGUGAUAUGGAAUAUGUUGAAUACAAUAAUACUACUAUUAAAAUUGAGCCGUUGUCUCCAUGA
Messenger RNA from Danaus chrysippus (African queen), 2262 nucleotides. The record is from the annotation of a GenBank genome assembly. Lineage: Eukaryota; Metazoa; Arthropoda; Insecta; Lepidoptera; Nymphalidae.